AUGAUCGUUAACCCCCAAGAACGGUUGAAACGUCGGAAGCUUCUCUCUCCAAUUCCGGAGUCGGCGGAGAGGGAAUCAAAUCAACCAAACCUUACACCUGCACAAAAGGAAAAUUUACUUGUGCAGUAUGUGGAGCUGAGAUCUCAGGUCGGGGAUUUGGAGGAAAGCCUCCUCGAUCAUCUCCUGAACGAAAACAAGAAACUCCGAGAAGACAAUGAGCGACAGAUGCGAGAACUGAGCCAUGAGAGAGAGUUGAGGCUGAAGGCCGAGGCCGAGAGACAACGGUUCCGACUGGACUAUUAUAAUUAUAAACUAAGUUUCACAAUGGAGCAGGCCGAGCUCCGGGAAGUGAAGAUGACACUGGAGGAACUGGCGGGUACGUGGGAGACGGAGAAGAAGGCGGAGGAGGAACAGAGGAAGAAGCUGGAGGAAGAGCUGAAGCAGCUGAAGUCACACCAUCAGCUUUCUGUGCAUGAACUGUCAACCCUCCAGCGCCACACUGCUCAACUGACCUGUCAAACUCCAGGCAAGACACAGCCCAGUCUCUACACCGUAGCUCCUCCAGUUCAGCCGAAGAAGGUACACAGACCCUACACAGAACGAUCUAAGAACAAUGUUCCAUAUAAUACCAUCAGUGCCAAGCCUGAUCUGCGCGCAUCAGGGGAUAACCUAAUCAAGGUCAAGGUUACAACAGGAAAUAAGAACAUCAUUAAGAAUGCUGGUGGACUUGUGGCUAACAAUUCUAAGCAGGGUCAAAUUGUUGCCAAGAAACCAAUCCCAGGAACCAAACUUGUUUCUGUUACAAAGCAGACCCGGAAGAUGCGCUAAUGAACUAAGACUAAUACCAUCAUGUGUAUAUAUGUACUUGUUGCGCGUCAGGUGCAUGGUAAUUGUAAAUU
Molecule: messenger RNA, 899 nt
Organism: Haliotis rubra (blacklip abalone)
Lineage: Eukaryota; Metazoa; Mollusca; Gastropoda; Lepetellida; Haliotidae
Exons: 3
Coding region: 1-828 (275 amino acids)
Source: RefSeq, a predicted model, not a curated record